Nicotiana attenuata is the source of this 1944-nucleotide messenger RNA. RefSeq names its product zinc finger CCCH domain-containing protein 49-like. Gene Ontology annotation, molecular function: U6 snRNA binding; pre-mRNA binding; metal ion binding. The transcript has 5 exons. The record is from RefSeq and is a predicted model, not a curated record. Lineage: Eukaryota; Viridiplantae; Streptophyta; Magnoliopsida; Solanales; Solanaceae. Bases 198 to 1628 code for a protein of 476 amino acids. Gene Ontology annotation, cellular component: U2-type catalytic step 1 spliceosome; U2-type catalytic step 2 spliceosome; Prp19 complex.
UAUAUUCAAAUAUUGAUAGCGGAAAUCCAUUCUUCUUAUCUCUCUAUUGUUCCCGCUGAAGCAGGGCUAUUUGCUUCGUUCUCGUUCAUCGGAAGCUUCUUCUCUCCACCGCCGCCGACCACCGAGGAUUCCGCCGUCUCUAACUAAAUUUCACUAGCCUAAAUUGCCAUUAUCAGAUUGAAAUAUAGAAAUAAUCGAUGGCGCAUAGGUUGCUGAGAGAUGCAGAAGCUGAUGGAUGGGAACGAUCUGAUUUCCCUAUUAUAUGCGAGUCGUGUCUUGGCGACAGUCCUUACGUGCGGAUGACAAAAGCAGAUUAUGACAAGGAGUGCAAGAUCUGCACGCGACCCUUCACAGUGUUUAGGUGGAGGCCUGGUCGGGAUGCAAGAUACAAAAAGACUGAGAUCUGUCAGACCUGCAGCAAAUUAAAGAAUGUUUGUCAAGUUUGCCUAUUGGAUCUUGAAUAUGGUUUGCCAGUUCAGGUCCGAGACACUGCUCUCAGUAUCAACUCGAAUGAUGCCAUCCCGAAGAGUGACGUAAAUAGAGAAUAUUUUGCAGAGGAACACGACCGCAGGGCAAGAGCUGGUAUUGAUUAUGAAUCUUCAUUUGGGAAAGUCCGUCCAAAUGACACUAUCAUGAAGCUUCAAAGAACAAGUCCAUACUACAAGAGAAAUCGGGCACAUGUUUGCAGUUUCUAUAUACGUGGUCAAUGUACAAGAGGUCUGGAGUGUCCUUACAGGCAUGAGAUGCCUGAGACAGGAGAGUUGUCACAGCAAAAUAUUAAAGACCGUUACUAUGGAGUCAAUGAUCCAGUGGCUUUAAAGCUACUGAAUAAAGCAGGUGAAAUGCCUUCAUUGGAGGCCCCUGACGACGAGAGCAUUAGAACCCUCUAUGUGGGUGGUGUUGAUGCAAGAAUCACCGAACAGGACCUUAGGGACCACUUUUAUGCACAUGGUGAAAUUGAGUCCAUCAAAAUGGUGGUCCAGCGUGGUUGUGCUUUCGUAACUUACACAACCAGAGAAGGUGCAGAGAAGGCAGCUGAGGAACUAGCAAACAAGCUGGUGAUAAAGGGCCUGAGACUGAAGCUACUCUGGGGGAGACCUCAAGCACCCAAGCCAGAGUCCGAGGUCCCUGAUGAAGCAAGGCAGCAGGCAGCUGUGACUCACAGUGGAUUGCUGCCUAGGGCAGUCAUAUCACAGCAGCAGAAUCAGCCUUUUCAGCCACCAGGAACUCAGGACCAACCCCCAUCCAUGCCUUACUUCAAUAUACCCCCGAUGCCUCAGCAAGACAGACCAUAUUAUCCAUCAAUGGAUCCACAAAGGAUGGGUGCCCUAGUUCAAUCCCAGGAGGGGGCUUCUAGUUCAGCUACGGGGUCAGGUCCUGGUGAAAAUAAGAGUGGUUCUGAGAAUCAACAAGGACAACGUCAUGCAUAUCCACAUGGGCUACCACCUCAAGGUCAAUUUUACCCGCCUUAUUAUCCACCCUAUGGGUAUAUGCCACCACCUCCUCCACCUUAUCAACAGUAUCCUCCUCAACCUUAUCAAGCUACAGCACCCCCACCACCUGGCGGUCAGCAAUCCGCACAUCUGCAGCCGCCUCAGUCAGCAGCAGCAGCCGCACAACAGCCUUAAUCUUUGCAGUUUUGUUAGGCAUCUGCAAUCAGGAAGAUCAAUGUAAACAUGGCCAGCAUCUCUGUUACUGCUGAAAGUUGUCUGUACUCUUUUAGCCAUUUUGAAUUAAGUAUUGAUUCUGUUGUGCCAAUGAAAUUUUUUGGUGUUAGGUUUCUCGUCACUGCCAAUUUGGUUCUGUUCAAGUUUCCUACACUAUGACCUCAUUUAACCCUUUCAGCUCCUGGGCAAACCGCAAUUUACCCCCUCUUUUUUUUUUCUUUUCCUUCAUAGAAGUCCCCCGCGGUUUUUAUGAAUUUUAUAUUUGUGCUUGGCAUGA